This is a messenger RNA of Salpingoeca rosetta, 1290 nucleotides long. RefSeq lists its product as uncharacterized. Bases 46 to 1245 code for a protein of 399 amino acids. The record is from RefSeq and is a predicted model, not a curated record. The transcript is spliced from 4 exons. Gene Ontology annotation, cellular component: cytoplasm; nucleus. Gene Ontology annotation, biological process: microtubule-based process. Lineage: Eukaryota; Choanoflagellata; Craspedida; Salpingoecidae.
CUGAUUUCAGUCUACAACGACUGAUUUCAGUGUCACAGCAAAAAGAUGGCGGACGUUGAUGAGGAUGGCUGGCUGAGCGUGAGCAGCAAGAAGAACAAGAACAAGAAGGGCAAGAAGAAGCAUGGGAAGCAAGGUGUGAGGAGGAAACAGGGCCGGCCUGACGCCACGAGCACGACGACAGUGGCACAGACGGUGGUUGGCAGUGGCGAUGAGCCUUUUAGCCUGGAGGUAGUGCGGUCGUGUCUCUCCCGGCUUGUAAAAGAGCGCAGUGAGGUGUCAGACACCAUUGCAUCCAUCGUCGAGGUGGUGCGGGCUAAAGCACCGAAGAUGACGCGUGUAGAGCAGCUGGUGGUGCUUGGAUUGGGCGGGUUUCUGACGAGCAAAAGUGCGCGGGCGCAGCUGCUGACGGCGAAAGCGCUGGCCUCUGCACUUGCAUGUGACAGGGUCGUGUGUUUCGACCCGUGCUUCAACAUCAACGAGGUGGCGGCGCUGCACGUGAUGGGGAUCGAGGUGCUGCAGGAGAACACGGUCGGCUACAUGGCCCUGGACCGGCCCACGCUGCUGUUCAUGCCGCAUUGCCCGAUGGCCCUCUACGAGAACAUGCUCCGCGCAAACACCAGACCUCACACAGCCGGCUCCGAGGGGAGUCCGGGCAGCAGCAGCGACACGAAGCGCCGAGGCGAUGGUGGUGGGAAUCUUGCUGCGCCUGCACAUGCUACGAAGACAGCAACAGGCACAGCGAAAGAAGGAAAGACGGAGAAGAAGGAGAAGAAGGACAAGAAGGAGAAGAAGGAGAAGAAGGAGAAGAAGGAGAAGAAGAAGCAGCAGCAGCAGGAGCAGGAGCAGUGGUUGAUGGCAGGCAAUGUGGCCGGCUUGUUGGGGAACGACCUGCGUGGCUAUGUGGAGCGAUCCGUCAAUGCAGCUGAGGUGGAGGCGACGUUUCCGUUUUUGUGUCAUUACGCCAGGCCUCCAACGGCCAUUACCGCAUAUGCUUUACCCAAGGAUGCCACACAGACAGAACUGAUGGCGUUUGGGGAUCUGGCGUUGCACUCAUUCCCUGGUGUACACAGACCACGUACGAAACAAGAAGGAGGAGAGCAACGAAAAGAACAACCACCACCACCACCACCGAUGGCACACUUGCCACCUGGUGUGGAUGCCGCCGCUUGCCCUCCUCGCCUCUCGUCCUCACAGCGCUCGGCUUUGUCAUCCGUGCAAUCGCGCCAGCAGACUGGGUUGUAUUGAAAUGAUUGCAGCCAGGCAAGGCUUUAACAAGAAACACAACGAGCA